UGAAGUCAGAGCUAGAUGACCAGAGUGCUGGAAUUUCCUGCGCUCCUGUGGUGGCUCGUUCAGUAGGAAUCCAGGGUUUUGAUUCAACUUAAAUAUUGUGCCCAGGUGCAAAUUAACGGCUCGAGGAAAUUUGGCGCUGUUUCUAUGAGUUCAGGCUUUUUGUUUGUUGGUGAGGUCCAACAAAAGUCACCAGAAUACAGGAAACAAAGAAUCUGAAACUGAAAUUUCAUAUCUGUGAUAUUAGAUUUAUCAGGAUUUUGGUUGUUUAAAAGCAGCUUAUUUUUUUCUGUAUUUUUGACUCCCCCUUGUGUUUUGUGCUGCAACUUGCCCUUGUGUUUGUAACUGAAGGUUUUAUAUCUGUCGGGCCAGUAUGUGGCAGCAUAAGAUUCAUGUGUACAGAUCCAGUACAGAUUCAUGUGCACAGUUGUUGGCUCAAUUAUUUGUGAAACAAAUUUCAAAAGAUACGUGAGAGACACAGAUCAAGAGAGGAAGGGGGCCCACAGAGACUGCUUACGUAUAGGGCCCAGAAUUUUGUGCUACACCAUUAACUGUACCCUAAAGUUCUGCUGUUGGUUGAAACAGAUCCGGUACUUGAGUGUUUUGUUCAUGCUGAAGAUGACCAGAAACCCAAAGGUUCCUACCACAGCAGAUCCACACUGACACUCCUCUCCACAAAUAUACAAAAUACUAUAGCAAAGAAUCUAAAAAAAUGUGAAAGGAAACCUUCAAAGGAAACCUGUGAUGCAGGUCAUAUUUUUUAUAAAGCAGAGCUACCAAACAUAUUUAAAUUACUUUACUCAUUUUAAUGUAGGUUUACUGUAGCCUAGAUAUGCACUGUGCAGCUGUAUCAUGUAGACAUGUAGGCUCUGGCUAUUUGUUUACAGAUACAAAUGAAAAAAUAGAAUAAAAAUAAAUAUUAGGUCAGACUCCAUAUUGGUAGAUAUUCCAUAUUACAGGGUCAGGAGCAAAACAACAUGACUGGGACAUCCCUACUUUUGACUGAGCUCUGUGGCUUUCCAACAAACAAUUCUAAAAGUCACUUCAAGCAGAUGCUCUCUCUAUGAGGCUCCCUGAGCCCAUGGGCCUCUUGGCCUGUGCCUGUUAGGCCCAGUUAGUAAUUCCUCCCUGGCAGCAGGGAUUCAGAAAAAAUUAAGGAUAUCUGUCCACCUUCAACAAAAAUCAUUUUUGAGUGUUCAGACACAGCUGUGUCAUAAAUGGGCUAUAAGACAUCAUGCCUGCCGGUGAGUGGUGACUUUUGAGUAAGUUCAAGACAGAUACUGUAGGUGGGGUCACGGAUGUGUUUGGGGAGAGAUUUCCAGAAGGAGACCCUGUCACCCCAGGUUCAGUGCUUGGUCCUGGAUGGUGGCGAGAGGAGGUUGGCAAUGUUAGAUAUUAUAUAUAAUCCUCAACAUCACAGACUGAUGAUGCAGUAAUCUAGAGAAAGAGAGGGGCUCACAGUAGCCUGGAACUGAUGUUGGCCAUUUUUGUCACAAGGUGUCACUAUAAACCUACAAUAAGUGAGGUUGAACCAUUUUGAAAUUAAACUGCUUUUGAUUUUUCUUCUCCCAGGUUCUUUACAAGGAAAGUUAUUGUAAUUUUACUGUAACCUAGGGAGAAAUUGGCGGAUAUAGUGUGAGAAUUAACCAGAAGAAUUUGUUAAAGACAUUAGUUGUACAUGCAAUCUGAUCAUGUCUGUUGCUUAGGUUUCUGGCUUAUCAUCCGCACUUAGCUUCACUCAUUAUCAAAAGUAUAAUCGGAGUUAUAAAAAUAAUUGUGAUUAGUCUUGAAAUGUUUGAGCUAGAAGAAACAUCCAGCUGUGACUAUUUUAUUUAAAGAAUAAUACAGUCUAAAUGAUCGAACUAUUUACUUAUUAAUGCUUUACCCAUGUACCCAUGUAAUUUCUAGUUUCUGACUGGAGUCUCUGUCUUUUCUACAAUAACUCUAAUUCCUGUCACCCCUGUGACAUUCCAGUAAUCUGGGCGGUUAUAACGUCGUCUUCCUGGGCCGUGGCCGUAUCCAGAGCCUAUUCCCCUCGGCGAUUGGACCGGAACCGUCCUAUAAAAGGAGUCAAACUCCUCCAUUGUAUGUACAGGGUGUCUAUCAAAAGCACAUUUGAUGAAGACGAAGGGCUGGCCCAAGGAUUUAGAAGCUGUUAUUGGACAACACCUUCGUCACUCAGUGCGUAACGUCGAUUUCAUUGGAUGAAAUGAGAGCCAGUCACCGACAUCGAGCUGUGAUUGGAGCAGAGCUUCUCUGGGGAGUAGCAGGUUAGUCUGCGGCCUGCGGAGUGCACACUCGGGUGGGCGUAUCGUAGCGGUGACAGCGACACUCGUAGACUUCGGACAAACUGUCAAAAAGCAGACAACUAACGGUAGUCCUUUUUCAGCACAGACAGACGGAGGUUGUUUGACGACAGGGAAUACAGUACCAAGGUGACAGGGACAACAAAAACACAGCGUGUUCAGGCGGGGACAGGAGAGGCGUGACGCGGGAGAGGAGCGAGUUUGUAGCAAGUUAAUUUGAACAGCUGAAGAGAGACAGGAAAUGUGGGAGAGAAAGAGAGAGAGGGGGAAAUGACAUGCAGCCAAGUGCUGCGGUAAGGACUCAGCCUUGUACGUGGGGCAUGCGCUCUACCAGCCAUGGCAGAGUUAGACCUGAGUCUGAGUGAUGCACUGACGGACAGCGUUCCCCAGCCAGGCCCAGAGAGCCUAGUGGAAAGGGACUUUGUGGCUCAGCUGGAAGCCGAGACCUUUGACGAUCAGGUCGGGGAGACGGUGGGAAAGACAGACUACACCCCCCUGCUGGACAACGACGACACCAGGGCAGACGUGGGUACUACGUUGGAGAAUGGAGAGCAGGAAGCUCAUGGGGUGCAAAAGCCUGGUUGUAAGCUGACCGUGGGGAGACAGACAUCAGCGUUGCGCCCAGAGCCACAGGGAGAGGUGUGGCCACGCUCACUUGACCAGCAGCAGGCCUUGGCUACAGACUUCUUAUCAGCCUCCAUGGCAGGUCAUUCAGAUCCUUUAGGCUCUCAGACCAGCCCUGCCCAAAUGAUGGAUACUGGCCGGAUAGGAACUUUUUCAGGUUUCUCCCAGCCUGACGGGAUGGGGGUGAAUGUGGAGGUGGGGUCUAUACCCCUCUCAGCAGAGAGGGUUCCAAGUAUAGCGGAACCCCAGCAUCCCACACACCCAGGGGGCUCAAAUGCCCCUAAAGAGCCCCACAGCCCCAUGCUGCCUGAACCCCAGGCUCCUCGCAGCCCUCUGGAUCUGUCAGCAGGUUCCUUAAGUGACUGCUGGCCAGAUGAGGCUGGCUGCCUACCGACAGACCUCCCUUUCACCCCCAGUGUCUCCACGGUGAUCAGUCGCCAUGCAGGCCAUCUCGCAGUUAGCCCUGAUGACCCACCUGACAGUUGGCCAAGCCGAGAGAGCAACGCUUAUGCUGGAGGCGAUGAAAGGGAGGGAGAUGGAUCAGGCCGAAAACAGAAGAAGAAGAAGAAAAGGCGACAGAAAGAUGAGGGAUCUUACGAACACCUUGAGAGCAGGGGUCUCCCUGAGGUGCAAGCACAGGGAGAAAACACUCCUUCAUCAGAGCAGGUCUACCACAGGAUUUGUCCAAGGCGGGAGAGAGGAGACUGUGGCUGGGAGGAGGAGCUUGGGAAGAGUGGAGGCCGGGGGAAGAGGGGGAAGAGCAGAAAGAAGCUUCCAGAGGAGUGGGGAGUGAUGCCGGAACCGUUUGUCUCUGUGUCCGCAGCGACCUCUCAAAUCACAGAGGAGGUGAUGACAGAUCUACGGAGUUCUGUUCAGGCAAACCUGGAAGCCUCGUUUGCAGACAUGGACACCAGCCAGAGCUCCUGGAAAAAGGAGGUCUACCCAGAAGAAGACCUGGUCCCUUCCCCCGUGUCCCAGGACCUGUUCUCCCCAACAGCUCCUUCCAUCAAUCCAUUGGUCCUGAACAGCGAGCUGAAAGCCACAGCUGCUUCGUUCACUAUGCCCUCCACCACCAACAAUGCAACACUUUGCUCCUUCCGCAUGGCCCCUCGCCCUGUUGAUCCAUUUGACUUCCUGAUGGAUACCGAAAAUGCCAGCUUGGGUAACAGCAGCCAGGUCUUUUCGCCACCUUUCUCUCCAGAGAAUGAAGCAAUGGGUGGUGAUAUGGUUGACAGCGGGAUGUUUGACAACACCAGUUCCCUCCAAGAAUUUUGUGUGCAAGACAUGCCUGAGGGAGACACCUCAGCUUUCAGCCCUGCCUCCCAGAUAAGCCUAGGCCUUUCCCCAAAAGGUGAGGUGUUAGCCUCAGCCCCACCUCUCUCACCUUCAGAUGCUUCAUGGCUCCUGAAUGACUCCCACAUGAGCAGCAACAGCGAGCUAUUUGACUUCAGUGACAUUAGCACUUCAUGUCAUCCUUUAACCAUAGGGCUGUCCUUAGACACCCCUAGCCCAGCCCCUCUCCGCUCCCCCAAAACCACAGCACAGGAAUUCCAACCCAAAGAGCACAAAGAUGUCAAAUCGACCCAAAAACAAUUCAAGAAGUCUCGUUCCCCAUCUUCCUCUGUAAAGAGUCCCACCUCCCCAGGAGCUAAGAAGUUCCCUCCACAAGCAUCCCCUCCAUCAGUCACCCCUCUGGGAAUUCAAGGAUCUGGCCUUAACCCUGCAGCUAAGCCCUUCUUUCCCAGCUUUGCUGAUCCCAUGGAAGAACCAGCCAUGGUCCCUCCAGUUACCCCCAUCAUCGAAGUAAAAUCAGACACAAUAGAGAAGGUGAAGAAGGAGGAGAAGCUGGAAGACAAUGUAAAGAAGGUGGACCUGUUUGACCCUCUGGAUACAGCUGAGCAGAAGAGCUUGAAGGUUGAAUACACAAGCAGUGAGACUCCAGCCAAGAUGGAGAAAGAGACAGAGAAGAAAAAACAGAAAGAGACACAAAAAGAGGAAGACAAAGAGGCAGUAAAGGUUGAAGAGGAAAAAGAAACAGAAGUGAAGAUCACAGAGAAACAGGCAGAAAAGGUGGAAGAAAAAGAGGAGACAGAAAAGGGGAAAGAAAAAGAGCAAGAGACAGAGAUAGUGGAGUCAAUGCAGCAGAAGGCAGAAAAAGAGGAUACAAUUUACAAGGUAGACGAAUCACCAGAAAUAUUGGUGAAGACAGAUAAAGUGGAGAAGACAGAAAAAGUAGAGAGCAAAGUGGAGAAAACAGAGAAUCUGGAAAAAGUGGACGAAAAUAACGAAAAGUCCGACGUUGAAGAAAAAACAGAGAACAAAAACCCUGAGAAGCUUGAGAAAACAGAGAUGAAGGAUGGCAACGAGCAGCACAUGGACAAAGUGGAAAAGACCCCAGAGCAACAGCCGACACCCAUCAAGCUUGAUACCAGUUAUGACAAGCUGAAGAAGAAGGCUGACACAGAGACAAAGACAACAGCAGAGAUGGAAGAAACCAAGAAAGAAAAGGCGGGCACAGACAAAACCAAGAAGACGGAGGAAGAGGAUGAGGUGGAGAAACUGCCUGGGCAGCCAGCGGAAAAACCAACAAAGAAGAGUGAAAAGGAAGAGAAGCAGGACAAAAUACAGGCCGACAAAAAGAUUGUGGAGAAAAAGGAUGACAAGAAGGACAAGGCUGCAAAAGCAGAUGGAGGAGAGAAGGCUAAAAAAGCAAAACCUGCAACUAAUGGAAGCAGCGCCACACUGAGCAGAGAUGUGGCAAGUGCAGACAAGAAGGCCAAGCCUGCUGCCGGGGCAACCAAACCGAGUGCUGCGACCAAAAAGCGCCCGAGUCCUGCAGCUGCUGGUGGUUCAGUCACAGCCCCUACUAAGCGCCCCACACCCUCCACCACCACCUCCACCCCAGAAAAAAAAACAGCCAUAGCCAAGGCACCAUCUACAGCUGCUGCUGGUCCAAAGCGGCCCUCCACCACUUCUAGCAGCCGCCUUGCAUCCUCAACCACCAUCACUAAACAUGAUGUCAAACCCAAGGCAACCACAGAGAAGUGCCCCCUUGUGCCAAAGGCCAGCACUGCCGCCUCAAAUGAAGCAGGAUCCACUGCUGCCACCAAAAAUGGAACUGCUAUCACAGCAGCCAGUAAAACUGCUACAUCAGUGCACACAACGGCAUUUACUCGCACCAUUACUACCACUGCAGUCAAAAAGCCUCUGGCUUCGAAGACAGACAGCAAAUCAGGAGAGGAGAAGAAGCCCGGCACUCUGAAGACUUCUACAGCCGACUCUACCAAGCCCAAGACCACCACCACCACCCGCAGCUCUGCUUCCACCACUGCUGCCUCUCGCACCCAAACCAAAGCAGCAAAACCGGCCACACCAUCUUCCACCGCUGGCACAGUACCAGAAAAGAAGCCCCCAGUGCCCCGCGCCUCCCGGGCCAUUUCCUCAACCACAACCACCACCACCUCCAGGACCACAGCUCGACCUGGCACAGCACUGGCCCCCAACAUCCGUAACGCCCGCUCUAAGAUCGGCUCUACAGACAACAUGAAGCACCAGCCUGGAGGAGGGAAGGUGUCAUCUGCCUCUGAGAGCAGGGGCGUCGCCUCCAAAGAAACGAGCCAGGGCAAAGUUCAAAUAGUCUCCAAAAAGGUGGACUUCAGCCACAUCACUUCACGCUUGGGCUCCAAGGACAAUAUGAAGCAUUUUCCUGGUGGAGGGAAUGUGCAGAUACUCAACAAGAAGGUGGAUCUGAGUAAGGUGACGUCAAAGUGCGGCUCCAAGGACAACAUCAAGCACAAGCCUGGUGGUGGCGACGUGAAGAUUGAGUCCCACAAAGUGAGCUUUAGGGAAAAGGCUCAGUCCAAAGUGGGCUCCGUGGACAAUGUGAGUCAUUUACCUGGUGGAGGAAACAUCAAGGCUGAGGGUGCCCAGGAGACAACAGAGGGUAAUGGGACUCCUUUGAGUGGCACAGCUGCCCCAGCCCCAGGCUUCGAGCCAGGGCAGGCAGGGAGCCCUGCUGCCCAGGAGAAUGGGCUGAAGGAGGGAGCUCCCUGUGGUAGUGAGGCCCUCCGGGAGCCCCAGGCUUUGGACUCCCGCAUCCCAGAGACAAGCAUCUAAUUCUGCUAUCCCUCUGCCCUCCUCAUCUCAAUCCCCCACAACAUCACCACCUCCCCCGCCCCACCUUCUCCUAUCUCCUAUCUUACCUCAAUCCCAUUUUCUUUGCCCCUUUCUUUCCAACCUUUCUGCUGCAGAUUGAGUUUUUCAAGCUCAACUUCCGCGAGAAUGCUCGCUCUCGUGCUGACCAUGGCGCCGACAUCAUCACCUGGCCAGCCCCCCAGGACAACAACAGUUCCCACCCACACAGUUCCUCCUAUUCUCUACACCAAAACCACCAGCACCACCUGACUCCUCGCAGUGUCUCCCUCAUUGAAUCAUUGCCUCCAUCUAGCUCUGAAAACCCCUUUUAUCUUAUAUAUGUCAUUACAAAUGUUUGAAUCAUCCAAUAGUUCUGCCACUCCAGUAUCAACUUCAUGUUAUCAUGCCUCUUCUCUCACAUCUGAGCUCAUCAUCAUGCACCAUCGUUGCCAUCCCUACCCUCCUAUAUUUGGCUGAAGUGACUGUAGACUAAGCUUGGUGGGAAUCUGUGUGGAGGGAAAUGAGGCGCUUUUCUCACAUAUUUGGUUGGGCCUUCUCCAAGCUGGCUGACCUGGAAUCAAUCACUUUGAUCCUCUUUACCCACAGCCUGGUGGUGGUCUCUGACCCUGCAUCUCAUCUCCGCACACCAAAUAACAGCACCGUUCACUUCAUUGGUCAAAUGAACAGCGUGGAAACCCUCUCAGACUCACCUAUGGCUUCUGUCACACACAUAGCUUCUCAUUUCCUUGUGAGUUUAGGGGCCAUUGUUCCCAAAAACCACUUACUCUCUGCUUCAAUAACAUCGUAGUAAUUCAUUGUACAUCUCAUCUGCUUCAUCGUUUCCUCUCUCUUCACUAUCACUUACCAUAAACAAGCUGACAAACAAAAAAGCUAGACAACAAGUAGGCUGUUUGAACCCUUUUAGGAUGUUUAACGCUUAUUCUCUGUGUUUGUGAUGAUGUGUUUGAGUGACAAAAUUGUGUAAAAAUUAGCUUUGGUGUUCUGUUCGGAUCUUAUUUCUGUCUUUCUCAAGUUUUCUUAUUUCUUUCUUCUCUUUCUUGAUUUUAAAACAAGGUUUUAUUUAUUUAUUGUACGUGUCUUCCUGUACAAGCAAUACAGUGGGCGGUCUUUUUUUCCGAUAGCACUCAGAACAAUCUUGGAAACACGCACAGGUUCUUGUAAACCAAGGCACACAGUGAAGAAGGAGAUGAUAUUCAGAAUGAAGAAGAAAGUGAGGAAUGAGCUGUUGCUACAAGGGUGAAAAAGAAGCAUUUGAGGUGUGUUUUACAUUUAUGGCAAAAUAGCAAAAGACAUGUUGAAACCUGAAAGUAUUUUAAAUGCAAUAGAGGGAGUUUGCUAAAGUAGAGAAGCUUUAACCGAGCCUGCAGUCCAGAGGGAGAUGAGAAAGAUGUUUAAAUGCUGUGGAUAGGAAACGUCUCUGAAGUCAAAGGAGCUGUGUAUCUCGUAUGUGCCUCCUGUCCUUCUUACGUGAAAACUGCAAUAAAUGAGGAUGAAGGAUGAAGCAGGCUCACACUGAAAACUGCUCAGAGAAAAAUAAAAUCAUAGUUGACAAAACAGACAUAUAACACUAGGGGCAACCUAGUAUUGCUGUUUUAAGGGAAUUCUGUAAAUCAAGCUGUCCUAGUAGUUGUGUGUAGUCAUGGUUGUUGUCACAUUUCAGGUGUUUCUAUGAGGGUUAUGGUAGCAUGUUUGGCAGUUGAUUAAAGCUUCAGCUGAAUACAAAAACAGAUCUAAUAUGUGUUGGGCACUUUCUUGUUAGAGUAUUGGCAGUGGAACAUAAUGUGGCUUCUCUUAUAGCAAUCUAUUCAACUGUUGCCUCCAAUUGCCUUUAUAAUGCAUAGCCAGAUUACAUAAUAUCAUGCCCAGAGCUGAAAGCCUAUGUGCAGUAUGACUCAAAGUGUUGUGGUUUGGUAUCAUAUGUGCAUCUCUGGGGCAGUCCUAGACAGUUGAUGUGUUGUUACUCAAAUGAUUUUUUAGUGCAGAUGGGCAGGAAGAUCUGGUUUCUGAUGGUUGUUGUUUCACCUCUUCCAGUUUCAUGAUUUAAUUCUACCACUCUAAACUAGGAGCAGAUUUGUAUACAGUGGCUCCAAACUCCAUGGCUCAAACAUACAGAGAUGGACUACUCAUGGAUUGGUAUUUUUAACAAUUUUUCAGAUUUUUUAGUAGUAUUUUAUUUCAGUAUUUCAGCUAGGAAAUCAUUGGCCUAGUGAAGUUGAUUCUGCUCAUUAAUCACUUGUCAACCAUCACUGUAUCACUUCCUCACUCAGUUUUAAGAAUAGUGUUAUAACAAGGGCUGGGUAUCUCUGGAAUUUUUCAAUAUCAGUUUUGCUACUGAUAUGAAACAUACUUUUGUGGACAUCUUAAACUUGCAUUUUUUUUUUUAACACAAAAUAGACAUCGCCAUAUGAAGUUGUUAUGGCGAACAUGUUAGCAAACAGCCUAUUACCUAUUUACACGUCCAGCAGACAGAGCAACAUUAGCAUUUAUUUGGAGUCAUGUUUCUGUCCACCUUGUGAAUGUGUUAAUCAAAUAAUAAUAGGUGAAGAUCAUGAAUCUGGCCAAACAUUUGAUGCCAACCUUUGGUUUGACUUUUCGAUGCUAUGGACACAUUUCAGUUGAUACAAGUAAAGUAUCAAAGUUCAAUCACCAGCACUAGUUAUAACAUACAGUAUAUCUAGUAAAACAGGAUAAAACAACUUCCAGUCUUGAUUGAAAGAAUUGUAAUGAAGAUGUUGUUGCAUACAACAUCUUGAUUGCAAUUCUUUCAUUUCAUCUGAGUAAAGAUUAAAAAUGAAGAAAAUUCAGUGAAAAGCAAGCAGGAUGAUGGCAAAUGCCCUGGCAGAAAUUUAACAAUUGUAUCUUCUUUUUGUUUCAUUUUCAGGUCUUCAGGUUAUUUUUAAAUUUUAAGACCAAAGCUCUAUUGACUGCACCCUAGAGACAACAUCAAACUACAAAAACACUCCUGAGUUUUUCUAUUCAAGUUGUCACUUUAGUAAUGAUUUGUAAAGAAGCUUUGACAGAACUAAAUUGCACCUUAAUGCUUUAAAGCUCAAAGAGGGCUCAAUGUCAUGGAGUGGUGGUAUUUAAUUACCAAUUAAAAUACCCCUCUAUGAACAAGUGAUCCUAAAUGACUUAAUUAUGAAUUACCUUUUGCAUGAUGACAUGAAUAGAGCAAUAAACUGAAUUACAGUACCCUCAUUUUUUCUCUAUUUUUCAUCAUAAAACACAGUUCAAUUCAGAAUCAUUAUUUUUGUUUUAUAUUGGAUUCCCUUUAAACUUAAUAUAAGAAAAUAAAGAUCCAGUUGCUUUUUUUUUUAAUAAAAAUGGGCAAUACUUUCAAUUAAUGUCUUCUGAAAGUGGUAAUGUUUCACAUGCAGAUGUUGGAAUGCUUUUCUGCCAGUUGAGGGUUGAGUAAGAGAAUCAAAUAGUUGAAUUGCUUUGUUUGUACCACAGCUAUCACAUAGCUAAAUUUGUCCUUGUGCCUGUCCACAGCCAAGUUUUAGCUUUGCUUAUACCCCAGAGUUUUUACUUACCACCACUUAUGAAAUUGCACACAGAUGUAUAUAGAUAUUUUGUUGUUGAUGCACUCUUUAUGGCCCUAAAAAAAGAACAAAACACAGUACAGCAACAACAUCAGGGGGGUUUAGUGGGUGGGGAGAUUCAUGGUUUGUUCAAAACAGCUUUUAUGUCCAGUGUUUUAUCAUGGCUAUUAUUCUGAUUAUUAGUAUGACAAAUUGAAAAGGUCUGCCUUUUUCAUUAGAAAGGGGCCACUGAAGUGAAAGAAUGUCUAUUGAGAUAUAUUGUACUUAAGAUGCAACACUUUUGUAUAUGUAUUUAUCAUUAUGUUCCUGUAACCUCAUGGUGGUUGUACUCUCAUAGUUGAAAGGAUUAUACUUUUGAUUUGUGACAGCCAGUUUCACCAACUGUGUGCUGGAGUUUCAAGGGUGUGCACAACAAUAUUUGAACCCAAUACAACACUUCGAAAGUCUUUAAAGGGACAGUUCACCCCAAAAUCAAAACUACAUAUUUUUCCUCUUACCUGUAGUGCUAUUUAUCUAUCUAGAUUGUUUUGGUGUGAGUUGCCGAGUUUUGGAGAUAUCGGCCCUAGAGAUGUCUGCCUUUUUUGAAUAUAAUGGAACUAUAUGGCACUCAGCUCACACCAAAACAAUAGUUUUGAUUUUGGGGUGAACUGUCCCUUUAACAUCUCAUAAAAUCUGAUUUUAUUUAAGCACUCUAACAGCAGCAUUUAUAAAUGUUGAACUGUUGAAAAAUAAUAAUUUGUAGUGCACAAUUAUGCCAACACACAGUUAAGUCUUGCCUGCAAGCGCAGUCUAGAGAUGAGAAUAAUGUUCUGACUAGCUGGUAAACAUUUCAUUCAGAUCACAGUGACCUCUGCAGGUUCAUAUGUUAAAAGAACAAAGCUGAAUGGGACUGAAGCUAAUGCACCUGAAACACAUGAUGCUAUAUAUCACAGUGGGCACAGGGGAUUUCUUGUUCAAGCAGGCAGUAAGGCUCUGUUCAAACUGCAGGCAAAUCAUAUUUGUAUGUCAAAUCAGCUCUUUAAGACAGACUGUCCACACUGUUAUGUGCAAGUGAUCAGAUCGGAUAAAUGAGAUUCCAAUCGGAUUUCUACAAAUGCGUCUCAGUCCGGACACUCUGACCACUCAAAUCGGAUUUCAAAGUGUCAAACGCAAUACACAACGUCAACGUCAAAUCCAGAGUGCCGGAAGUGCUUCAGAGCCAUGAUUGCACAAGCCCCCAGGAAGUGUGGCAGGUUUUGAAGCCAAUUUGACAAAUUUUCCAAACCGUGUAAUUACAGUGUCCAGGUCUGUCACAUGAUGCACACUGGCCCAAAAAUACUUUUCCCCAUAGACUUACAUUACUGUAAAAUGGUGGUUCAAUUGUUUUGAUUGUCACAAGCUGCGAAAAAUGACUUGUUUCACUAUCAGAAUUUGAUCCAUUUGUUCCGUUAACGUUUGGAAAGUCUAGAAGAGCCAUAUGAUUAAAUAAUUUUAUCCCCAUUCAAGUUAGCAGAGGGCUAAAGAGGAAGUUAGUCGGCUCGGCCGGCAGAUUCUCUAGUGCACUUGCUCUAUGGGCUGCACAAUGCGGAAGCAUAUGCCGAAGAUCUGGUUAAUUUUAUACCACCACUGAACAGCUUUCAUAGGAAUGAACGGAGCCCCGCCUCCAACGCUGAAUCCAUUUCUCUUUAUACAACCAUGUGACUGCAGCACAGAACAUCGUAAUGUAUACCAGCCUCCUCUGUAACUGAGUUUCUCUGGUGCGACGGAGGAGUUAUGCAACGCGACUUGAGAGCGCGAUAGUUUGGAGGACGAGAUGAUGGAUCUCCAUUUCUCAUGCUUCCAUGUUGGAAAGCCAGCGUACAGUACGUAGUUACUGACGCCUACGUUGUUACCACAAACAAGUGUGAUUUGCCUGCAGUCUGAACAAAGCGUUAGUGUAGAGCUCAAUGUAUAGGCCUGUAAAUUGGCGAGUAAUGCAUAUCAAAACAUAUUGGCUGCUACUUAUGGCACUCAAAAAGCAGCAACCUGCCCUGGAGAGUCACACAUCUCUAAAACAUCCUUGUCUAAGGCUAAGAAGACUAACUUUAGUUUUCAGGUUUGGCUUGUGUAAUAAAUGCUCUUCAGUAAUGUAUCCAAGGAGCAUUGUAGAGCUUCAUCUACCACAAUGGCACACAAACCAGACAUGCAAGUGUAACACUAGCUAACAAACACCUACUGUACAUACAGAGCAUGCUGAAAAACAACAGUGGGAUGUGUUAGGUAGACUACUUAUGUCAUUUGCAGAACCUUCUUGUUGUUUUUUGUGUUUUUAUUUUAAUUUUUUUCCCCCUAUUAAUUUUAAU
Molecule: messenger RNA, 12945 nt
Organism: Siniperca chuatsi (mandarin fish)
Lineage: Eukaryota; Metazoa; Chordata; Actinopteri; Centrarchiformes; Sinipercidae
Product: microtubule-associated protein 4
Exons: 20
Coding region: 2640-7043 (1467 amino acids)
Biological process (GO): neuron projection development; microtubule cytoskeleton organization
Cellular component (GO): neuron projection
Molecular function (GO): microtubule binding
Source: RefSeq, a predicted model, not a curated record